Lobosporangium transversale is the source of this 1029-nucleotide messenger RNA. RefSeq lists its product as hypothetical. Bases 1 to 1029 code for a protein of 342 amino acids. Lineage: Eukaryota; Fungi; Mortierellomycota; Mortierellomycetes; Mortierellales; Mortierellaceae. The record is from RefSeq and is a predicted model, not a curated record. The transcript has a single exon.
AUGGAAUAUCCAAUUAAUGUUUACCAAGUAAUGGAGGAAACAGUCACACAGAGCGACGUUGGCAGAGUGUAUGGUGUUCAGAACAUGUACCAGGACAUUGCUGAAGUCGAUAGUAUGUGGUUUGAGAAGGAGCUUGCCAAGUUGGAGUGCACCUCUGCGACGUUCAUUCACAAGAUCCGAUCUGGCGGAGAGCUACCGCUGACGCGGACUCAACUAGCAGACUUCAAGAGGUUCUUAGCCAUCAUGAUGUACAGGGGGGAGCACCGGAGGGAGCAGUAUUACGAGUGUAGGUUCGACGUUAGGACGCUACUAUCAGUUCGGAAACAUAUGUUUCAAAACAACAUUGAAAGAGUUCAAGACGUGUGGUUCGAGAACCUCAAAUGGAUCAUCAAGACCCCUCAUGAUGAAAUCAUUAAGGAAGGCACAAAAAUCAUUCCCUUGAUUCCAAUGAAUAAAUACAAUGGGCCUAUCCACAUCGCGGAACUUCUGGACUAUUAUCACAUGAUGUGCAACUACAUGUGUGUUUGGCAAGCAGAAGAAGGGUCUGAAUUUAUCCUAACCGACAAGUGCUUUGGUGCGUUCGAAGGCGAGAAUGGCAUUCACUUCCACAAUUUCUAUGUUGUGUCUCCGAAAUAUAUGGUCGUUCUUGUGAACCGUCUUUACAUGUGGGACCUUGUGAAGACCAUGGGUCUCCGGAAGUCGUGGUUUGGGGAUGAGCUCCAUGCCAAUCCAGAUGUUAUCUAUACGAAAAAGGCUAUGAGAGGUGCGGAAGACUUUACUCCAACAGACGUGUUCAAAUACAAAAGGAUUGUUGUCUCAAAAGAGAAGGUGUAUCUCUGCAACAGUAUCUUCUUGGAUGCAAACCCCAAUUAUAUAACAUACAAAUCCGAUAUCUCCAUGUACAAGUCCUUAAGAUACUACGACAAAACUAAAGAAGAUCUGUUCACCUUCAAAUAUGAUUACCAUGUCCUGAAGCGCAAAGUAUUAGCCAAUCUCAAGGCAGAGAUGAACAGGACACAUUGUUUCUGA